GGAAGGGCGGGCCUCCUCCCUCGGACUACAAGGCCCAGCUCGGAAAGGACCGCCGGCCUAUGUGCGCCCGCUGAGAGCCGGCGCCGUUGCAUGCUGGGAGUUGGAGUCUGUCGAAGCUGAGGGCGAGAAGGAGCGGGCGCCGCUGCCAUGGCGGCCCGGGUGGACUUCGGCGACCGCGAACUCUUCCAGCAGCUUGACGCCGAGGCCGACGAGGCCGCGCUGGACACCCGCUUCGGGGAGAGCGACGGGGAGGACUGCGAAGAGCUCCGGCAGAGGCUGAGCGAGAGUCAGGAGGCGGUGCGGGCCCUGCAGGCCGAGAAUCGUGAACUUAGAAGAAAAUUGAACAUACUGACUCGGCCAAGUGGACUUACAAUAGAUGAUGCUAAAGUUGAUGGGCCUUUGCUGCAGAUUUUAUCCAUGAACAAUAAUGUAUCCAAGCAAUAUCAUCAAGAAAUAGAGGAUUUUAUAGUGAGUUUGGUUCAGAGAUAUGAGGAGCAACAGAGGGCUGAACCUGACAAGACCUACUUCAGUCUUAAGCCACAGCCUUCUAGUUUUGUGUUGGAAGAAGACCCUAAAGUGACAAGCGCAAAUAUGUCCAAAAAAAUCAAGGAAGCAUUUAGCGUUAUAGGAAGUGUUCUCUAUUUUACCAAUUUUUGUCUUGAUAAACUGGGGCAACCUAUAUUAAAUGAGAAUCCUCAGCUGACAGACGGAUGGGAAAUACCCAAAUACCAGCAAGUUUUCACGCAGAUCCUUUCACUAGAUGGACAAGAGAUACAAGUAAAGCCUAAAAGCAGGCCCAAACCUCACUGCUUCAAUUGUGGCUUGGAGGACCACCAAAUGAAAGAUUGUCCACAGCCACGAAAUGCUGCCCGUAUCAGUGAAAAAAGAAAACAGUUUAUGGAUGCUUGUGGGGAAGCAAAUAACCAAAACUUCCAGCAGCGGUACCACGCAGAUGAAAUCGAUGAAAGAUUUGGAAGGUUCAAGCCUGGCAUAAUUAGUGAGGAACUUCAAGAUGCCCUCGGUGUCACCGAGAAGAGUCUUCCCCCUUUCAUCUAUCGCAUGCGGCAGCUGGGUUAUCCCCCAGGUUGGCUGAAAGAGGCAGAAAUGGAAAAGUCUGGACUGACAUUAUAUGAUGGAAAAGCAUCGCCUGGGGAUGAAGCCGAGGAGGAAGAUGAUUACAAUCUAAGUCGACGUGUCACAUACGACAUCUCCAAGCUGAUAAAUUAUCCUGGUUUUAAUAUGUCCACUCCAAAUGGAGUAUCAGAUGAAUGGAGGUUGUUUGGUUCCGUGCCCCUUCAGCCGUCUCAGCAAAAGGACAUCUUUGCUCACUAUCUUUCGACAUACCGCUCGGCUGGCUCAAAGUCCAACAGUAAAAGACUUUCGUCUCACCAGAGCUCCCAUCGUUCAAAAAGACAGAAAGGAAACAAUGCCGAAGUAUCAUCAGCGGACAUGGAAAUGGAUUCAGACUUUGAAAUGGUGCAGAAUUCUCCCAAUUACGAUGGCUUCCAGUUCCAACCUCCCUUACCUCCAGGGUCUCCGUUGAAUGCCAUUCCUCCGCCCCUGCCACGAGGUACCCCUCCAGCCACGCCGCCCAACUUUACGCCUCCUCGUCCUCCAAUGUCAGUAUCUUCAGUGCUUCCCCGCAAUGCUUCUGCUUUAGCGACUUCCAACAAUUCUCCUGCCGUGCGAGCAGAGGGCUCUGCCAUGGAUGAAGACACUCUGACACUGGAGGAGCUGGAGGAGCAGCAGCGCCUCAUUUGGGCUGCCUUGGAGCAGGCCGAUGGGACCAACAGCGACUCCGAUCUCCCGGGAGGGACACCUUUAACGGGCAACUCGGUGUCAUCGUCCCCGUCGAGGGCUGAGCCUGAGGUUCUUUUGGAAGAAGUAACACACAAGAAUGUGGAAGUGUUGGAGCCAGAGCUCUCGGACGACAUGGAGCUGAAACCCAAAGUAGAAGAAUCUGAGAAUAAAGCAACGGUUAUUGAGAAGUUGAUUGAUUUAACAGAAGAGCAUGGCGAUAACAAGCCAAUCUCAGCUGAGGAACUGGUUGAUUUAACCAAAGAGGAAGAGCUUGAUGGCGUAGAUUCUGAAAAGAUGGCUGAAAACUGCCUCUCCACUUCCGUGAAUGAAGUAAACCAUGAGAAGGGCGGCGGUGAUAAUCCUGUUGCUCACGGUGCUGACAUGGCCCUGAAAAUCACCAGCCCCAUCCCGGAUAUGAGCAAGUUUGCGGCAGGGAUAACACCUUUUGAAUUUGAGAACAUGGCAGAGUCCACUGGGAUUUAUCUCCGAAUAAGAAGUGUGCUAAAGAAUUCCCCAAGGAACCAGCAAAAGAACAAGAAGUCUUCCCUUUAAUCACGGGUUUACCCAAAAGAAGCCCAGCUCUCCAUUGUCUUGGGACACUGUUUUGUAGAUGCUUAUAUUUUAAGAAAACACAACACUGUUAAGGGCAGACAAGUCAAAAGCUGUUGCUUUGUUCUUCCUCAAACUGCGUGGUUUUAUUUUUCAAAGUCCGACGUACAGGGCUUCCAUUUUGACCUUCGAGUAACUGACAACAUCAGGACAAACAUUUCCACAAAUAUAAGAAAUAGCAACUUACCGCAUUUUCUUCCGUCUUCUGAAAUGGUUCUCUCAUUCGCAGUUGAUCUUCCUGGCUGUGUUUUGAUUUUGUGAAUUUGCAGCGGCGGAAAACGGAAUCCGUUGCUCUGUGAACGCAAAACCCUGUGCUUUCCAUCUUGAUCGGUUCUUCCCUUAGAUAAGUUUGCCAUUGGUGGUUUUUAAAAGGCUAUUAACUUUUUAAUGUUUUCCCUUCCUUCUGGAAAAAAAAGAGAAAAUUCCAAUGGGAAUCAUCAGGGAUUAUUUAGCAUUUGUGGGUCCCCUUUUGAAGGGUUUUAUAAGUAAUUUAUGUGGGUCCAUCUUUUUAGUGCCACUUCUUUUUUUUUUCUUGGUAAUGCUGUCAGAUGUCCAUUUGAACUUCCUGUACAGACGUCUUCAUGCUUGUGUACAGUAGUUUAAUAAACAUGAUUUUUGGGGAAACUUUCUUGCCUAUGUAAGCUUUGGCGUCAGCACUAGAAACCCUGCUGUUAGAAAAUCAAGUUUGGGAAGCCUUUUGUAGUUAAAUAUUAUACUGUGUUGUGGGAUUUUUUUCCCUUCCUGUUUUUUUAGUGAGUGUUAAAGGAAAAUUUAAUGUAGCUGUGGCUUUUCUUGUAUGGCGGGGUUGGACUAGAUGGCCCAUGUGGUCUCUUCUUACUCUAUGAUUCUAUGACCAGGAAAGUUUCCAGCAUUGUCAUUAGAAGACAUAUGCCUGUAAAUAACGCAAACCAAUGAUACACCAUCAUCUUCUGCAUAUGUAAGGCAAGAAAGGGUAACUCAGUGCAUUUAUAUACUCUAUUUCUUUUAACAAUAGAAAUCAAAUGGCAUAUUUAUCUCUUAUCAAUUCACCAGACUUCCAGUCUUCUGCUUUCCACAAGGUAUCUGCAUUAUUUUCUUCUAGCAAAUGUCUCUCAGAGUUGGCUUCCAAUUUUCAUGAUCUUCCCUCUACCCGUUAUUCUGUUUCUCAUACAAAUGGGACAUCUGGAUGACACCUGGAUGUGGUCCAUGUUUUGAAAAAUACUUUCACUGGUUGUUUCCAUAUAUAGAUCUUAAAGUGGGAAAACUCAACAUUAUUAGGACAUUCCACUCAGUUAUAUGAAUUUGUAAGGCUGUAAUGUGUAGAGCUCUUAAAGGUCACUAGUCUUAGAUAUAGUGCAUUAGAUGUUGGGGACAUUGGAUGAGCAUUUUAAGUUGAAAAAAAGUGUUAGAACUAUCGGAGAAAACUAGUGUCAGGACAGAUUAUCAUUCAUGUGUCUUUGAAACAAUCCUUCCCAGUGACACUCAACUAACACACAAAGCAAUUAAUUUGCUUUUUAAUUGCUAUAACAAGUGCCGAGUGUACAUUGCUUGAAAAUUAGUUCAAAUUCUUCUGUUGAUAUCUUUGAACCCUCUCAUGAUUUAAUAGGACAAUAAAUAAGAACAUAACAUGCUUCUUUGAUAAUCUAGCAAUGUUAGGAAUGAGGGAGCCUUGACUUGCCAGAUGUUUGGAGAAGGCCCAACCAGUGUGGUUGAAAAAAAGUGUACAAGUAGUGGUUCAGAACAUCUGAAGGGCCAAAGGUCUAGAGAUCUUUGAUGCGAACAGUGUGGUGUUUUGUUUCCAGCAAACAACUUUUUCGUUAUACAGGGAAUAAUGGGAAAGACCAGUAUAUUCUUACUCUGGAAUAUCUUGUGGGGAAACUGUUGUACCGGCAGCUCUCUUAGCAGAAUAAGAAUGUUUGGAAAUUCCUUGUCUUCCUCUUCGGGUGGGUUGCAUUCAAUCUAUAUGCCCAUAUUUGAGGUUCAGCAGUGGGGCUGAACCACGCAAGCCUACAGGAUUGUGUGGCUUAUUAGAGAAAGGGUGGAGCAGAUAAACAUUGUUGAAACGUGUCCACGCUCUUGAUUGUUUUGGACGUCAUCUGUGGAGAGCACAUGCCGUACUGCCUCAACUGGGCUUGGUCUGGGUUCCUAAAAUUUGGCCUAAAUAGGAACUGCCAGGGCUCGGGAAAUUGGAUUGCAACAAAAAGGAAGUUGCCCUCCUUCUGCUGUGGGUUGCCGAUACUGAGAUGUGGGGCGUAUUUUUUAUUUUAAUGUUGCAUAGCUGCUGUUCUGUCAUAGUGAUGCUGAAGGCAUCAAAGUCAACCUUGGAAACAAAGCAAAACUGUCAUGAUUAGAGUGUCAUACCUCUUGUCUUAUUUUGUGUGUCUUUGUGAGUAAGAGAGAGACUGGUGGCAGAUAUGGUCGGAAAAUCUUAACCUGUUUAACUUUCCCAUUUGCUGCUGUAUUCUUUCAGGUUGGUUGCAACUUAGAGAUGCCUUAAGUCAAAAGCAACCUGAAAGAAUACAACAGCAAAUGGGCUUUUCUUGUUUAGAAAGCCUCCUUUUGAGAGAGUGUGACUUGCUCGGUGUCCCCCUGUGAGUUUCCAUUCCCAACUCUGUUCUCCAGAGCACUGGCUCUUUUAAAUCUCCUUUACAGCAGUAUUAAAGGUACAACAUGGCCUGAUUUCCCUUUUUGCCUCUUUCACCAGCAUCUACUUUCCUAGGAGAUUCUCUUUUCUUUUGAAUGUUCAUUAAUGUAAUCCAGAUUUACAGGAAAUACUGCUUUCGCUUGAAAAUUAAUUAAGAUGUAAACUCUCAACUGAUUGUGUUGGUUUUUUGUCCCAGUCUCCAGCUACACUUGAUCUCUUUCAGACAGAUUUCCCAUUCCUGACUUCCUGACAUUUUUAGCAUGAUUUUUGCAGGUUAUUUCAUUAUUGAUAGAAAACCGCUGAAAUGUCGAUGGAAGUCAUGUGUGUCGCUCAAUGAGAUGUGUGUUAGUAAACCCUGUGUUUCUUCCAGGUCUACGCUGUUAUAUCUUCCAAAAGUCAGAUUUGGGUUUCAUGAGGUUAACCUUUUGCUGCCAAUAUCCAGAUGUGAGUACAGUUGUUGCCUCUUGAUUUGGCAUACUUUCCCAAUAUGCUUCCCUGAUAUAUUUCACAAUUGUUCGGUUUCAGAUCUUUUUAAGAGUCUUGAUUUUAAAACACACUCUGUGGCAAUUACCGCGGGAGUCUUUUUUUCAUUGCCAGCUUCAUUAAAAUUAUGAUUUUCUUAUCCUGGA
Anolis carolinensis (green anole) is the source of this 5661-nucleotide messenger RNA. RefSeq names its product zinc finger CCHC-type containing 8 (gene zcchc8). The transcript is spliced from 14 exons. Bases 148 to 2352 code for a protein of 734 amino acids. Gene Ontology annotation, molecular function: zinc ion binding; RNA binding. The record is from RefSeq and is a predicted model, not a curated record. Lineage: Eukaryota; Metazoa; Chordata; Lepidosauria; Squamata; Anolidae. Gene Ontology annotation, cellular component: catalytic step 2 spliceosome.